Exophiala aquamarina CBS 119918 is the source of this 2274-nucleotide messenger RNA. Its product is annotated as lanosterol synthase. The record is from RefSeq and is a predicted model, not a curated record. Gene Ontology annotation, cellular component: lipid droplet. The transcript has 2 exons. Gene Ontology annotation, molecular function: lanosterol synthase activity. Bases 1 to 2274 code for a protein of 757 amino acids. Lineage: Eukaryota; Fungi; Ascomycota; Eurotiomycetes; Chaetothyriales; Herpotrichiellaceae. Gene Ontology annotation, biological process: ergosterol biosynthetic process; triterpenoid biosynthetic process.
AUGACCCCGUCUAAGGCAAAUGGCCGCUCAAAUGGAUAUGCCAAUGGUCACGCCAAUGGUCACGCCAAUGGUCACGCCAACAGCCAGGUUACGGGCGCCCCGGGCAGCACACAUGUCCUCGAUCCUCUCCACGACGACAAGACUGACCGAUCAAGAUGGAGGCUAGAGGUCGGGGAAGGAAAUCGCCAUGUAUGGCACUAUCUCAAAAGUGACGACGAUAUCCAGAAGUGGCCUCAAUCCACCGCAGACAAAUACUUCCUCGGCCUACCAACUGAACAACCACAUCUCCCUCCAGCCACUAGACCCUCAGAAUCCAUAGACAACGUCCUCACGUUCUACUCCAAGCUUCAACUUCCUCCUGGAAACUGGGCAUGCGAGUACGGCGGCCCUCUCUUCCUCCUGCCUGGUAUUGUCGUCUGCUGGUACGUCACCCAGACUCCAAUUCCACCAGAAUGGCAGAUCGAGAUUCGGAAUUAUCUGUUUGCAAGACAGAAUAAAGACGGAGGCUGGGGCCUGCAUGUUGAAGGUCAUAGUUCCGUCUUUGGCACAGCAAUGAAUUAUACUAUUCAGAGAAUUCUCGGCGCCAGCGAGGAAGACCCAAGGCUGAUCAAGGCGAGAGGCAAACUGCAUCAAAUGGGUGGCGCUGUCAAUGGUCCUCACUGGGCUAAGUUCUGGCUCAGUAUGCUGGGUGUCACCGAAUGGGAAAUCGUCAACCCCGUUCCUCCCGAGCUAUGGUUACUUCCAGAUUGGGUUCCCAUUGCUCCUUGGAGAUGGUGGAUUCACAUGAGACAAGUUUUCCUGCCUAUGUCCUAUAUCUGGUCCAAAAGAUUUGUUAUGCCGGAAACCCCUCUGAUCCGAGAACUGCGACAAGAACUCUUCAUUCGACCACACGACACCAUUGACUUCCUGUCCCACCGAAACUCCAUAGCCGCUGAGGACAACUAUCGCCCCAAGUCCUGGCUUCUCAAUUUGAUCAACUGGAUACUGGUCUGGAUCUGGAUUCCUUACCUUCGUUCAGAGUCAAUUGUACGGAAGGCGGAAGCGUGGACAUGGAGGCUCAUCCAAUACGAAGACCACAACACAGACUAUGCCUGUCUUGCUCCGGUAAAUGCCCCCAUGAAUACUAUCGCCUGUUAUAUCAAGGAAGGCCGUGAUAGCCAUUCUUUUCAGCAACAUCUGUAUCGUCUGCACGAGUAUCUCUGGGUAAACGCUGAGGGCAUGCUCGCCAAUGGAACCAAUGGAGUCCAGGUGUGGGACACUUCUUUCACCCUGCAGGCAUGUGUCGAAGCAGGUCUUGCAACGUCCCCAAAAUGGAAGCCCAUCUUGGCCCGAGCAUUAUCUUUUCUUGAACGCGAGCAGAUUCGUGAAGAGGUCCCCGAUCGCGACCUUUGCUACCGCCAAUCGCGCAAAGGAGCCUGGCCCUUCAGCACCAAACUCCAAGGCUAUGCGGUCAGCGAUUGUACGAGCGAAGCUCUGCGUGUAACCCUCCAGCUCCAGAAUGAGCAUGGCUAUGACUGCCUCAUCGACGAGCGACGGAUUAAAGACGCUGUAGAUGUUCUGCUUACCAUGCAAAAUAAACAUACAGGUGGCUUCUCCUCAUACGAGACCCAGCGUGGUUCUGAGCAUCUGGAGAUGUUGAACGCUGCUGAGGUCUUUGAUCGUAUCAUGGUCGAGUAUGAUUACCCAGAGUGCACCACUUCUGUUGUUACGGUGCUGUCUUUAUUCCAGAAGCACUAUCCCGACUAUCGGGCAGCCGAGAUCAAACAUAUCAAAAGCACCGCGUGCGCGUAUAUUCGCAACGCUCAGAGACCCGAUGGGUCAUGGUAUGGUAGUUGGGGUGUCUGUUUCACUUAUGCUGCAAUGUUCGCGUUGGAAUCCCUCAGCACCGUAGGCGAAACGUACAGCACGUCUGCUCACGUACGCAAAGCUUGCCAAUUCCUUCUGGCGCAUCAAAUGGCCGAUGGAGGCUGGGGAGAAUCCUAUCUGGCCAGCGAACUCAAAAUCUGGAUCGAUUCCGAGACAUCACAGGUUGUCGCUACCAGCUGGGCCGUCAUAGCCUUGAUGUACGCCGGAUACGACGACAAAGAGCCUAUCCGUCGAGCCCUGCAAAUGGUGAUGAGUCGGCAGAGGAGUAACGGGGAGUGGGCACAGGAGUUGAUUGAAGGUGUUUUUAACUGCAGCUGCAUGAUCACGUACCCGAACUACAAGUUCUUUUUCCCAAUAAAGGCGCUGGGUAUGUAUAAAGCACGAUGGGGAGAUGAGAAACUAUUAUGA